AUGGAUGCUGCCGUCGGCGCAGGUGUGCUGCCCGUGGUGCUCGUCGUCGUGACUAUACCAGUAGUCUCGCUGAUACCUCCCAUGAUGAUGCCAAUCAUGUCGAUGCCGUCCGUGCUGCAAAUCGGCGCCGCGGGGAGCCCCAGCCUCUCGGCCAAGGUGGACGUCCUGGCAGAGACCAUCGAGGCGCACCGGUGGGACGCCGAGGCGCAGGGCCGGGCAGUGGAGGCCCUGCGCGCGGAGGUCGGCGCCCUCCCAGCGGCCCUGGAGGAGCUGCGGAGCAUCUUCGACAUAGAUGCCAGCAAGCGCCAGCUGGAGGAGACGCUGCGGACGCUGGGCUCCUUGAGGGACGCCCUGUCGCAGGACAAGGCGCGCUUCGAGCAGGCGUGCGAGCAGUGCCGGGCGGAGGCUGGCGAGGCGCGCAGGCAGUGCGAGGCGCUGGCGCAGGAGCUGGCGCCUCUGCGGUCGAGGCUCGAGGAGGCCCACGAGGUGCUGCCCAAGCUAAGGGAUCUCCAGCGGGCCAUCGACAAGCUCUCUGCAGAGCAGGCGUUGAGCAAGAGCGUGGUCGACAGCCGCCUCGUGGAGGUGGGUCUGGAGGGGGCCGCCCGCGAGGAGGAGCUUCAGAAGGCUCUUGCCGCGUCCCGGGCGCAGACGCAGGCGCUGCUGGCCAAGCAGGCGGAGAACUCGCGGCUGAUGAGCGAGGCGCUGCUCGCGGACUUCCAGGGCCAGCUGGAGAAGGAGGCGGCGUCCCGAGAGGCGCAGGCCGCGCACCUGGAGCAGCGGGUGCGGCUGCAGCUGGAGGACCGCGUCGACGCGGUGCAGAGGGCGGUCGCGGCGGUUGAGAGGCAGCAGAAGCAGAGGGAAGGCCACACGGAGCGGGUGACGAGGAGCUCGUCCGGCAACUCUCCGCGCCACGAGGAGCUCGUCCGGCAGAUACGCGACCUGCGGGAAGCCUUCAUCACCAACCUCGCCAACGAGAAGGCCGAGCGGGAGGUGUCCAUCAAGGAGCUGCAGGGCAAGGUCGGCAACAUCGGCUUCCUCUUCGCGGAGGUCGGCCAGAAGUUCACCCAGGGCUCCAGGAAGCCCAGCCCCGCGGCGACGCCCAACGGCGCGCGGGCCCUGACGCCGACCCAGCAAUGGGCGGCGCCCAGGGGCGACCUGCGCCGGCCCUUUGCCUUCGGAGCGCCAGCCAGCGGUGCUCCUCUGAGGCCUGGCCACCUGUCCCCGACGGCCACCCUCGGAGUCCAGGAGCCGGCGUCCCCAGGCACCUCCGCAGGGGAGCCGCCCCAGACGCCGCCAGAGCUCACGGAGGCGCAGCAGCGCAGCCUGCGGCACGUGCUCGGGCACCAGCGGGUGGAGCUCGUGCUGGAGCCCCCAGCCGCGUCCAGCCGCGACCCUGCCGGGGCGGCGGACUACGCCGCCACCGGGGUGGGCCGCUUGAGGGCGCUGGAGGAGCAGGUGCGCGCCCUCGAAGACCGGGUGCGAGGCCUCGGCACAGCAGAGCUCAGGCUGAAGCAGCCGCUGGAGUUCCGCCCGGCGCUGCGGCUGGAGCCCGCUGCGGCCUGCUUCGAGCAGGAGGGCCUCGCGGUGGAGAUCUUGCAGGAUGUGGCGGAGGUUCUCAAGGUCUACAGGACGGCCACGGUCCUCAUCGAGGGGCACGCCGAGGUGCCCCUGGAGAGGAUGGACAGGUGGUCGACGGAGGUCGCCAUGGGGCGCGCCGAGCUGGUCAAGGCGACCAUCGCGAGGUUCGGCGUGGACCCGCAGCGCCUGGAGACGCGGGGGCUCCCCGAGCACACGUCGAACCCCGGGCAGGCCGUGACCCUCAAGAUCCCGAGCUUCUGAGGCGCGACGGGCUGUUUGUUGUGGCCUUCCGCCCGCGCGCCUCGCUGGUCCGCGCUCGGCUGCGAUGAUCCGAGUCCGGAGGUUGUUGUGCGUGUGUUGGCCCUGGGGCCCUGGCGCAUCGCCCAUCGGCUGCGCCGUCACCCCUCCCUCCCCUGCAACGGCGGUCAGGCGCUUCGGCUCGGCGGGUCUCACCGAGCGCGUUGCACCACUCGCAAGGUGCCUACCCGCAAAUGUCCGAACAGCACAUGUCUGCUUCGCGGUCAGGCAUUUCGGCUCAGGGGAGGUCGCGCCGCCGGUUCCGGCCCACCACCCCUCGGCGCGACGCGCCAUCUGCA
Prorocentrum cordatum is the source of this 2174-nucleotide messenger RNA. The record is from the annotation of a GenBank genome assembly. NCBI's taxonomy places the organism in Eukaryota, Dinophyceae, Prorocentrales, Prorocentraceae.